Molecule: messenger RNA, 1633 nt
Organism: Tuber aestivum (summer truffle)
Lineage: Eukaryota; Fungi; Ascomycota; Pezizomycetes; Pezizales; Tuberaceae
Source: the annotation of a GenBank genome assembly
GGAUCUUUCCCCAAUUCCACUUCAAUCAGCAAUUCCGAAGACAUGGCGCGAACUCCCUUCACCCAAUUCAACAUCCCCUUUGGAAUUUUCUCUACGGAGGAAGAGCCUCGCCCUCGCUGCGCUACACGGAUCGGCGAGAAAGUCCUUGAUUUGAAGAAAUACGCUGAGAACGGAGGAGCCAAGGACAUUGAGGGAUUUAUCACAGAAACCUUUGCUCAGGUCAGUCCACAAUCCAGUCGGCUAAUCUGAGGUAUCGUAACACUCCACAAUCACCAGCCAUCCCUCAAUGCCUUCGCACAACUAUCCGGUGCAACCAGGAACGCUGUAAGGCAACGUAUUAGAGAUGACAUCCAAGGAGGUCACGUGAAGGAAUCCCACUUCGUCGAGGCUUCCAAGGCAAAAAUGCACCUCCCAAUGCAAAUUGGAGACUAUUCCGACUUUUACUGCUCAUUAGAGCAUUGCCAAAAUGUUUGCACUAUUCCCGCGCUAUAUGUGUUUCUAGGCCUCUAACAUGGAAGAAAGUGCUCGGCUCACCUUUCAAUGCCCCAAAUUCCCAAAAACUGGUUCUAUGCUCCAUCCGUAUACAAUUCGCGUGUCUCGAGCAUACUGCCUUCUCCUAGCACGUUCAGGCGACCAUCGGGUGUCUACUACAAGACAGGAACCGAAGAGGCUGUCUAUGGCCCCACCCAAAUGAUGGACUUUGAGCUAGAGAUGGGAUACUUUGUUUCCAAACCUGUCCCCCACGGAGAAACCAUGAAUGUGGAUGAUGCCAAGCAGUACAUAUUUGGAUUCGUACUUCUGAACGACUGGAGCUCGCGUGACCUACAAAUGUUCGAGAUGAAACCACUAGGGCCGUUCCAUGGUAAGGGAUCCGCGACAACUAUAUCGCCAUGGAUCGUCACGAUGGAUGCCUUGGAAGAGUUUAGUGUACCUGUCAAGACCAUCCAAAAUCCUCCGUGCUUCCCGCAUCUCGCGUACGGGAAUAAAGCAAAGGCUGCGCUGGACAUCAAGCUUUUUGCCUAUCUAGAACGUGAGAUGAUGAUAAUCCUCCGUGGGUGAAUAUUGUUAACGAGGUUUGACAGGGGCUGGAAAGAGAUUCAAGAUAUCUCAGAGCAAUCUCAGGUAUCUCUAUUGGACACCGUAUCAGCAACUGGCACAUCAUGCUUCUGCCGGAUGUGGCUUGAACACAGGUGAUUUGAUGGGGACCGGCACUAUAUCUGGAGAUGUAACCCCCCCCCCUCCAUUUACCCCUUGCAUGAUCGAUGACCCCAGUUCUGACAUGUAAUAAUAGGCUGCAGAUACGGAUGGAAAGAAGCUGGAGCUAGGCUGUUUGUAUGAAGCGACAGAGGGCGGUACAAAGUCCAUAACACUCCAAUCCGAAGACGGCAGUGGACAAGCAGAUUUGAAAUACUUGCUUGAUGGGGAUGAAGUGGUGUUUGAAGCAUGGUGCGGAGAUAUGAAGCUCGGUUUCGGGGAGUGUAGAGGAAAGCUUGUUGGACAAUAGACAAAAGGGUGAGGUAUGAGAUGUAACGAACACGGGAGAGAAAGGAGUCUACGCCCAGAAGAGGAAGAGAUCAGAGUUCAAGUCUCCGGGCGCUGGGCGCUGGAUUAUAAUGAAUCAAUUGGUGGAAAC